AUGGAUUCAACAUUGAUACGACCGAGAAGACUAUCUCGAAUCAGUAAUAAUAAAAUUUCAAUUUUUUCAUUCAUUUUAGGUGGUUUAAUAAUUUUAUUAACUUUAAUAUCAUAUCAAUCAAAAUUAAAUGGACCAGAUAAAUCAUCAUGUAGAGUAGUUUGGAUGUAUCCAUCAUAUAUAAAAUUAGAUAAAUUUGAUCAAACACAUACUCAAUAUUCUUUAAAAUAUGGAUUAUAUUUAUAUAGAGAACAAUUUAAAGAUAAUUUACCUUUGGAAGAAAAUAAUAUAUCUACUUUAGAUUUAAAUGGUAUACCUGUCUUGUUUAUACCUGGAAAUGCUGGGAAUUAUAGACAAGUUCGUUCUAUUGCUGCAAGAACUUCUGAAUUAUUUGAAGAAUUUAUUAAUGAUUAUAAAAAGGAUUAUUUAAUUAAAAAUUAUUUAAAAGAUCAAGAAGAUGAAACUCAAUUAGAAUUUAAAAAGUUAGAUUUUUUUACAGCUGAUUUUAAUGAAGAUUUUACUGCUUUCCAUGGUAGAACAAUAUUAGAUCAAUCUGAAUUUUGUAAUGAUGCAAUAAAAUUUAUCUUAGAUUUGUAUUCAGAACAAUUAAAUCCUCCUACAAAAAUCAUCAUAAUAGGUCAUUCAAUGGGUGGAAUAGUUUCAAGAAUAAUGUUAACAUUACCAAAUUAUAUUGAAAAUUCAAUUGAAUCUAUAAUAACAUUAAGUUCUCCACAUUCUGCUUCUCCUUUAACUUUUGAUGAUGAUUUAAAUUCAAUAUAUUUUGCAAUUGAUAAAUUUUGGUAUCAAGGUUAUAAUAAACACCAAAAUGAAAAAAAUGAAUUUCAAGCAAUAGCUCAUAAAAGAUUAAAAAAUUUAUCAUUAAUUUCAAUAACUGGUGGUGCAUUAGAUUCAACAUUACCAGCAGAUUAUACAAGUUUAAGUUAUUUAGUACCAAAACUGAAUGGGUUUACAGCUUUUACAUCGGGGAUUCCAUUAGUAUGGACUCCAAUUGAUCAUUUAGCUAUUGUUUGGUGUCAACAAUUACGUACAAGAAUUUCAAAAUCUUUAUUAGAUAUUGUUAAUAUCCACAGAAAUGUUAAAAAAUUUCAAAAUAAUGAUGAAUUAUGGUUAAAUGAAAGAAUGAAAAUUUUUAAAAAUUAUUAUUUAACUGGAUUUGAAGAUAUAAAUGAUGAAGAAUUGGAAAUAGUUGAUCAAUUUGAUGUAUCAGCUUCAAGAUUAGAAGAAAAUAAAAUAUAUGAUAUAACUGAAUUAUCAAGUGAUAAGUUUUUUGAGUUUAAUUUAAAUGAUAAAAAUAAAAAUUAUCAUUUUUCAUUAAUUUCAUCAACUUCAAAUAAUAACUACUACAUUGAAGAUUCAAAUAAAAUUUUAAAAAUUAAUAAAUUUUUAUCAACUAUACCUAAUAUCAAAACCAACGAGAUAUCAGAUUCUUCAUAUGAUGGAUCAUUACAACCUUAUUAUAAUUUAGAAUUAAAUUCAAAAUUUUUAAAAAAAUUUAAUAAAUUAUAUAUCAACAUAAAUGAUCCAGAACAAGAUUUAAAAUUUCAAUUAACUACUAAUCAAAUAAAUUAUCAAUUCAGUGGUAGUAUGUUCAAGUUUCUAACUUUUGGAGAUUCAAUAACAUUACCUUCUUCACGUCCAAUUAUGAUUAAUAUAAAUAUACCAAAUGCAUGGAAUAGUUUAUAUGUUUAUAAAUUAAAAUUAAACACACCCGGAAAUGAUAAAUUCUUGAUAAGACAAUGGACAAAUGAUCCAUAUGAAUCAAAAUGGUAUCUUGAUAUAUCCAAAGAAAAUCCCAUAUAUUUAACAAUGCAUGGUAUAGCACCAUUUGUACCACAUUAUAAACUGACGUUGAAUUAUUCAAUGAAUUUACAAAUUUGGUCAAUUUUACAAGAAUCUAAGAAGUCAUUAAAAAUUUCAAUACUGAUUGAUUAUUUAUCAAGUUUAAAAUUAUUAAUUUUAAGAUUUAGAAUUACAAUAAUUGGAUUUAUUAUUUUUAUAAUAAGUUUGAUCUUUUUUUUACAAUUUAAUAAUCAACAUGAUAAGUUUUCAUCAUCAUUUUUCCAAACUUUAAUUUAUUUAAAUUCAAAUUGGUUAAUUUAUAUUGGUGGUGGAUUAAUUCUAUUGAAUUAUUUGAUUAGUGUUAGACUAGUUUAUAAUUUUUUACAGUUUCUUAAUCCUGUUGUAUUACAAGAUUUUAAUAAAUUUAUAGGGAGUGAUAUAACAACUGAAAAUGGUGAAAUUUUUAAUGUUCACUUAUUGUACCUAGGAUUAACUGAAAAAUUUUCAAUUAUUGGAGUACUACUUUAUCUUGUAUCAAAUUUUAUAAUUGGAUUAACUUAUUUAAUUUUAGUUAUAUUGGGAUCAAUUAUCAACUUUGUUUUAAAUUUAAUACCAUCAUGGCUAACUACAAGAUUAGCUACUUCAUCAAAUUCAAAAUCAUUAAAACUAAUUCAAAUAUUAAUUAUUAUAUUCAUUGUUUCAUUUAUACCUUAUUAUUUACCAUAUCAAAUAGUUUAUUUAUUAUGUUGUAUACUACAAGUCUAUAACGUUUUAAAGAAUUGGAAAAACAAGGAGGUUAGUAUAUUAAACUAUCAAAUAUCAAUAUUAAUAAUAAUGAUUUGGAUAUUACCAAUAAAUUUUCCCAUUUUAAUCGUGUUUUUACAUAAUUUAAAAUUAAAUUGGAAAACUCCUUUUAGUUCUCAUCAUAAUUUAUUAUCAAUAAUACCUAUAGUUUUAUUAACUUAUAAGAAUAAAAAUUUUAAAAAUAUUAAGUACUUAAAUUUCAAUAAUAAGAUAUUCAAAGUGGUUAAUGAUGGGUUGAUUUUAUAUCUUGCUGGGUUUUCAUUAAUUUAUGGUAGUAGAUUUACUUUUUUCAUUCAUCAUUUAUUCAAUUUAUAUUGUUGUUUUUUAUGGGUUUUAAUCUUGUAUAAUGAAAAUAUUGAAAAGGAUAAGAAGAAAGAAGAUAUUAUUAAAGUAAAUGAAUUUAAUAAAUUAAAUUAA
This is a messenger RNA of Lodderomyces pseudojiufengensis, 3018 nucleotides long. RefSeq lists its product as uncharacterized. The record is from RefSeq and is a predicted model, not a curated record. The transcript has a single exon. Gene Ontology annotation, biological process: endoplasmic reticulum to Golgi vesicle-mediated transport; GPI anchor metabolic process. Gene Ontology annotation, molecular function: phosphatidylinositol deacylase activity. Bases 1 to 3018 code for a protein of 1005 amino acids. Gene Ontology annotation, cellular component: endoplasmic reticulum. Lineage: Eukaryota; Fungi; Ascomycota; Pichiomycetes; Serinales; Debaryomycetaceae.